UUGUUAAUAUUUGGUAAUGAAGUGAGUAAUCACCUGAAACACCGCCAGUCUUUCACUCAUAACCUUAGAGAAAAGGAUGUUUCGUUUGAGACUGUUUGCCAUGAUCCUGAGUAAAAUGUAAAAAGACUGUAAAGCUUUGUUUGGUGAAAAAGAAUUACAUCUAUACAAACAUUACUUACGAAGGAGAUUUUUGGUUUGUCUUCACGCACUUCGAACGAGGGGAGGUAACGACGACGAGAGACCCAGGGCCUCGACGCUUUUGAUCGCAGAGCACCAAAUGGUGGAGGAGGUUUGAAUCCGAAGAUCUGGAACCAUGAUGAGGAAUUCCCUGGCCUCCCUGCAGCAGCGGAGGCAGUCCACUGCGUCUGCCUUCAUCCGGGAGCCCAUCACAGCCAACACCGACGAUCGGAACUGGUCCUGGAAGUAUCUCAGGGAGCGAUUCAGACUGAAGGACCUCGAAGCGUUGUUUGAGCAAUACCUCCGGCGCAUCAACCAUGCCAUGCUCAUCGUCUAUCUCAUCAUCCAAGUCUUCAUAUCGACUGUCUUCAUCAUCUCCCUGUGCGCCACGAAGCCCCUGACGAACGCAGCUGCUCCCGAAUUGACAGCUCACGGAGCCACUAUGAUCGUCAGCUUUUCUCUGCUCUUCUACGUCUACAACGAGAAGACAUUCCACGAGUUCCCACGACAGCACAUACUUCUGUCUGGAUUCGUCGCCGUGUGCCUCUUUACCAUCGACGUGGCCAUGACGCUCUAUUUCCACGAGGAAGAAUUGGCACAAACUGAUUACGGACAGGUUGUGUUCGGAAACCCAAUCUACGUCAUCCUGGUGGUCUACAUGUUUCUGCCCAUUCAGCGAAAAUGGCAGGUGGUGAGCUUAGCAGUCCUCCUGACUGCUGGGUACUUGUCUCUCCAAUAUUAUGCCACAGUCUCUACCUUUUCGGAAGACUCUUACGGCAACAGAGUCACUAAGAUGGUUGUCAAUUGUUUGAUUCUCAUCUGCGUCAAUGUCGUGGGUGUCUAUUGGAGGUUCAUGAGCGAGGUGGCUUUCAGAAGAGCAUUUCUGGACAAAAGGGGAAACUUGGAAUCAAAGUUCAAGUUAGACGCCGAGAAGAAGCGAGAGGAGACGUUGUUGCUGAGCGUCCUCCCGAAGAAUAUCAUGCAGCAAGUGAAAGCGGACUUUCGAAACAUGAUUGAUAGGACUCUGCGGCACACGGAUCCUGUUUCGAAGAGAAAUCCUUUUCCGAAUCUUUACGUUCACCGGUACGAAAAGGUAUCGAUCCUCUACGCCGAUAUCUGCAACUUCACUCCCCUGACGACAAAACUUCCAGUGGACCAGCUGGUUGAGAUGCUGAACGAGCUCUUCGGGAGAUUCGACUGCUCUUCUGAGACCAACAACUGUUUACGAAUCAAGAUCCUCGGAGACUGUUAUUACUGUGUCUCUGGAGUGCCCGAGUACACAGACGAACACGCCCAUAACUGUCUCAAGGUCGGACUCGAGAUGAUCGAUAUCAUUAGGGAGGUUAGGGAAGAGAGAUCGGUUAACGUCGAUAUGCGAAUAGGAAUUCACAGCGGCAGUGUUCUCUCCGGCCUGAUUGGCGUUCGGAAGUGGCAGUUCGAUGUAUGGAGCAAUGACGUCACCAUAGCCAAUCAUAUGGAACAGACUGGAAAGGCAGGCCGAGUGCAUGUGACACAGAAAACUCGGGAGCUGCUCACCGAUCUGGGCUACGAUUUCGUCCCGACGGACGCCAAGGAAAAGGAUCCCCUGCUGCGAGAUGAAGGCAUCGAGACGUUUCUCGUCGUUCCCAAGAACAAGCCGCCACCCAACCGCAGAGCAUCACACAGUUACUCGGCUGUUCCUUUAAAACCCCGAGUCUCAAUGUCUGCGGUUCCCAAAGAACUGAAGUCCCUCUACGAAGGAGACGUCGCCCGGAAGAUUAACAAAGUGGAACUUCCCCGAGAGACGAGGAGAGCUUCCAUCCUCAGCAGGAGAAGAUCCACGCAUACCGAAAGCGCAUACACAAAUUCAAAACGGAGGACUGUUGUCACAGAUAGUGCCUUGGCCUCCUUUCAGAAAAUAAUGAUCAGCUCGAAGGAAUUCAUGGAAAAGGAGAUAAGAAAUAUGCCACUCAGCAAAUAUCACCAGUGGUUCAGGCCAGAAGGAAUAAAUCCGCUGUUUCUAACUUUCACUAAAGAGAAAUGGGAACUACUUCUCCUUCGUCAGUCAGACCCGCUCUUCAAGUUCUACAUUUUUUGCGCCUUCAUCAUAUUCGUUUGCAUCUUCAUUACUCAGCAAGUCUUGAUGCCAGAGCCUACCUGGGGAUGGGUGAGCUUCUCUGCCUGUCUGGUGCUGUUCUUAGUGGUGGUUCCUCUUUGCUGGGUAGCCCCUAUACACCAACACAUCACGGAUCCUCACAACGACAGAGAAUACGAAACAGACGAACUGGGUGCUGUGGCCUCUUUCUUCUACUCCAUUUCAAAGCGCGUUAUUACGUCUUUCUACAUAAGGGCAACUCUAUUUCUGGUGGUGUGCACUGCUCUCUGUGCCUGCACCGUCAUUAACCUGGUUAGUUGUAAAGAUCUUCUUGACAAUAAUAUCGUCACCACCAGCCUGCCCCCGACAACCCCUUACUUAGCAGAUUACGAUGACGCACAAAUUAAUAACAGCACCGUCCAGCCCCCUUUGCAAUUGCCCCUCCUCUGCUGCAGUCCAUGGUAUUUCACAUACAGCUGCAUCUUGACUCUUCUUGUUGCUUGGUCCUUCUUCAGGAUGCACUUCGUCAUAAAACUAUCAGUAUACGUCUUAUCUGGUGCCGUGUACGGAUACUUUGUUUUUUAUUACGCCCAGGAUCUUUAUGCUCACACGAACAUGGAAGAUGUCUGCCCUCAUCCGGUAGUAGUCAGUCGCACUCUCAGUCCCGAAACUGGGAAUUUUCUGGUGGUCCUCAUGAUCCUUUUGGUGCUUCAUGUCAUGGACAGACAGAUGGAGUACGUCAUGAGACUGGAUUUCCAGUGGAAGCAGAACCUCGAAGAGGAACAGAAUGAGGCCCAAACAACACACUUUGCUAACAAGUUACUUCUUCAAAACAUUCUCCCGCUUCAUGUCGCUGACAUGUACCUGAAUCGGCAAAACGUGAUGGACGAAUUGUACCACGAAUCUUACCAUCACGUCGGGGUCGUGUUCGCCUCGAUUCCCAAUUACAGCGAAUUUUAUAAGGAAAACGAAAUGAACGAGGAAGGAAAGAUGUGCCUCAGAGUUCUCAAUGAAAUCAUCUCCGACUUUGACAUGCUGACAUACAACGCGGAAUUUUUAACAAUGGAAAAAAUUAAAGUUGUUGGAAGCACUUACAUGGCAGCCUGUGGUCUGCAGCCAGGUCGAAGGUACAGUAAUGAGUCCGAUUUUCAAGAGAGGGACAAAAAGGAAAAUGUGGCCACUAUUACGAAAUUCGCAGCAGCCAUGUUUGAGAAGCUCCAGAAAAUCAACGCUGAGGAUCUCCAGGAUUUCAAACUCAGAGUCGGAAUCGACGUUGGACCUGUGAUUGCGGGAGUGGUUGGCGCUCAUAAACCCAUGUAUGACAUCUGGGGGAACACAGUUAAUGUUGCCUCAAGAAUGGACUAUACGGGGGAAGAGGGAAAGAUUCACGUUACUACGGAAGUAGCGAAGAUCUUGCAAGAGCUAGGAUGGAGCGUUGAAUGUCGUGGGGAGAUCUACGUCAAAGGGAAAGGUCCCAUGGUAACCUACUUUGUAAAUCCAGCCAAUGUACCGCAUUCGGAGGAAACUCCAACAUUUUCGAAUAGUAAUGAUAUCAACAGUUUCUAUUAUUGCCAUAGUGAGGAUCAAUAUAGCCUGGAAAGACGCGAAAAAAGAAGAAGCAGUCAACUAAGUUUGAAUUCCCUGAAAAUCCUUAUGAAUCCUCGCCGUGGAAGCCUUGAGCUGAGCAAAGGAAGGAAUUCUAUACCUCAGAUUGACUCUAGUACAGUGUUAAAGGUGAUUAAGAAACUCAAGGAUGAUUCAUCGUUAGAAUCAGAGGACAACCGUCUCCUUGCAGUUCGCUUCGUUCUAGCAACGACUGUCAUUCUACGGAUGGUGCGAAUCACCGUUUCCAGUUAUCAUCAUCACCGGUAGAAGAAGAGAGAGGAAAACUUCUGGGGCAUAGUAUUGCCACUCUCACGGCUGCUGAACCCAAACCGCCUACAUAUACCGAAACAACAGAUCACAUAGAAUUGCCUGUGGUGCGUGACCACUCCAUGGACCCCGUUCAGCAAUCCCUCGUAGGUAACGGCUACUCGAAAGGCGUUCACCAUGCUCCUAACGGGGUCUCUGAGAACCAUCUCCAUGAGGAUGUAUCAUGCAUUUCUUCUUCUCCUGGUGUUAUGGAUGAGGCAAAAGUUACUGGAAAAUCACAAUGACUUGGAAAUGAGAAUAAAUCCCGGGUUGAUGCCACAGAUGAAGGGGAAAACGUGGCUGUCCGACUGUGAUCCUCUGGGACGAUUGAUAAUUAUGAUUGUGAUAAUAGAAACGCUCGUUUUUCCUUUUACUUGUUUUCUUUGGGCCGGGGCCAGGAAAAGGCAUUAGGUUCCUCGUCCCGUUAGAAAUUCGUAAAAAAACUGCUAAGUUGUAAUUCCCGAAAACUGAAUGUUAGACAAACUGUUUAUCUUCGGUGCAAAACGAGUCUUAAGAAUUUUAUACCGGAAAACAACAAUAAAAAAAAAGUACAUGAUUAUAAGAACGACUUCUCUGAAAGACGCUGACAGUAAUAUAAAUAUUGCUGUCUUUUUCAUGCACUCAUUUUUACGCGUGUAAUAGAAAUUCUUUCUUUUUUAAGGCAUAAGAAUUAUCAUCGUUCACAUAAAAUUAUUUUACUCUCAGUUAUGACUAGUAAUAGACAUUGUAUUAUGUUAUACAUAAUAUUAUUUAUUUAGCCUGCAAUAGAGCUAGCGAAUGAUAUGUACUUGCUAUAAGGAUUUUUAAUUAUAAUUACCCAUGGUCAAUAGAUGUGUAUUAUAUUACUGACAAAGCUACAGUCCAGAUCACUCGUACACCGGUAACAUGUAUGGGCAUUAAUCUGU
Molecule: messenger RNA, 5067 nt
Organism: Macrobrachium nipponense
Lineage: Eukaryota; Metazoa; Arthropoda; Malacostraca; Decapoda; Palaemonidae
Product: adenylate cyclase type 2-like
Exons: 23
Coding region: 314-4123 (1269 amino acids)
Biological process (GO): adenylate cyclase-inhibiting G protein-coupled receptor signaling pathway; cAMP biosynthetic process; intracellular signal transduction
Cellular component (GO): plasma membrane
Molecular function (GO): adenylate cyclase activity
Source: RefSeq, a predicted model, not a curated record